AUGGCAAUCAUUCCUGUGGUCGCCAAGCACCAGGGAAAAAAGUACGAUGUCGACGUCGACACCGAGACCACGGGUCUCGACUUCAAGCUCCAAAUCUAUUCGUUGACGAAUGUCGAACCCGAACGGCAAAAGAUCCUGGUCAAGGGUGGCCAGCUCAAGGAUGACGCCGACAUGAGCGUGGUCGGCCUCAAGCCCAAUCAGGUCUUGAUGGUCAUGGGCACGCCCAGCGGCGGCUCUGGUGAGCUUGUGCGACCCAAGGAGCAGGUCAAAUUUGUCGAAGAUAUGACAGAGGCCGAAAAGGCUCAGCAGGUUGGCGCCACACCCGCUGGUCUGAUGAACCUGGGCAACACCUGCUACCUCAACUCGACCCUCCAGACUCUGCGCGCCAUCCCCGAACUACAAACUGCUCUUGCGGACUACAGGGGAAGUGAUUCGACGGGCCCCAUGGCUGGGAUGUCGCAAAUGGAUCUGGCCUCGCAGCUGGCUGGACUCUACAAGAAGAUGAGCGCCACACAAGAUUCUAUCCCGCCCAUGAAUUUUCUGAAUGCCCUGCGUGUCGUCUUUCCGCAGUUUGCUGAAAAGGUGAAACCCAGCAAUGCCUAUGCACAGCAAGAUGCGGAGGAAGCUUGGUCGCAGAUUGUCCAGCAGCUCGGCGAAAAGGUCCAGAUCAAACAAAAGGGCGGUCCCAACAUCUCGUUUGUUCAAAAGUACAUGAGCGGCGAAUUCACCUCAUACAUGGCUCCCGAUGAAGAUGAGGCCAUCAAUGCGGGAGAGAAGGCCAUUGUCUCCAAAUACCACUUCUCCAAGCUCAACUGCCACAUUGACGCCCAGACAAAUCACCUUCGCGACGGCAUCCUAGCUGCUCUUAGCGAGAAGAUUGAGAAGAAGUCGGAAGUACUCAACCGAGAUGCGAAAUACACAAAGAAGUACGAUAUUUCACGAGCUCCGAAAUACCUCACCGUUCACUUUGUGCGCUUCUUCUGGAAACGCGAGACCGGGAAAAAGGCCAAGAUCAUGCGCAAAGUCACGUUUCCCCUGGAGCUUGACAUUGUUGAAUUCUGUUCAGACGAGCUGAGGGGGGCUCUUAUACCUAUCCGAGACAAGGUCCGCGAAGUACGCAAGGACGAAGAAGAUAUCGAGCGUGCGCGCAAGCGACGCAAGAAGAGCCAUAACACUGAUGACAUUGCCGGCGGUGCUGGUCUGCCCAGCGAGAGAGAGCUGAAGGAGAAGGAGAAGGCGGAAGCUGAGAAGAAGCAGAGAAGUGGCGAAAAGCUAGCAAAGUCGACUGACGGUGAUACCGAAAUGGGCGAGACAUACAAGACGGAUGCUGAGGUGGAGGCUGAGCAAGCUGCUGCUCUCUUGAGCGCUAAGAAGGAGCUGGGCGCGCUUAUUAACACUGAGCUACGUAGUGACGAUGGUGCUAACCAAUCUGGACUGUACGAGCUCCGUGGUGUCGUCACGCAUCAAGGUGCCAGCGCCGACAGCGGCCACUACACUGCGUACGUCAAGAAGACUGCGCCCAUCGAUCCCAAGACCGGCGUUAAGGGUGAAGAGGACGGCAAUUGGUGGUGGUUCAACGAUGACAAGGUAUCGGAAGUGACGGUAGACAAGGUGGAGGGGCUAUCAGGUGGCGGCGAAUCCCACUCGGCCCUGAUUCUGCUGUACAAGGCGAUUGAUCUGCCCGACAUUGAGGGACAGUAG
This is a messenger RNA of Cordyceps militaris CM01, 1701 nucleotides long. Its product is annotated as ubiquitin C-terminal hydrolase. Gene Ontology annotation, biological process: proteasome-mediated ubiquitin-dependent protein catabolic process; regulation of proteasomal protein catabolic process; protein deubiquitination. NCBI's taxonomy places the organism in Eukaryota, Fungi, Ascomycota, Sordariomycetes, Hypocreales, Cordycipitaceae. The record is from RefSeq and is a predicted model, not a curated record. The coding region runs from base 1 to 1701 and encodes 566 amino acids. The transcript is spliced from 2 exons. Gene Ontology annotation, molecular function: protein binding; cysteine-type deubiquitinase activity; proteasome binding.